Molecule: messenger RNA, 2918 nt
Organism: Nylanderia fulva
Lineage: Eukaryota; Metazoa; Arthropoda; Insecta; Hymenoptera; Formicidae
Gene: Coq3
Product: ubiquinone biosynthesis protein COQ3, mitochondrial
Biological process (GO): ubiquinone biosynthetic process
Cellular component (GO): mitochondrion
Molecular function (GO): polyprenyldihydroxybenzoate methyltransferase activity; 3-demethylubiquinol 3-O-methyltransferase activity
Source: RefSeq, a predicted model, not a curated record
AAUUAUGCCACGAGCCUGCCAUGUGUUUUGACGUUAGUGUAUUUGAUCAGCUGUUCGCAGUUUCGUAGUUCGCGUCCUGUUACAUAAUAAAGUCAUUUUUUACGUAAUGGUGUUAUUUUUUUAAACUAAAUUGGCUCCACUAGCUCAGAGUUUAUCUCUUUCAUUUCAGCAUAAAAAAGAUAAACUUUGAAUUAGUACAGCCAAAAUUCAGUUAAAAAGGACAGAUCUAUAUAACCAGUGAAGUAGCAUACAUGCGUUGGAAUAUUUACAACGAUAGAAUUUCUGCAAAAUCUGUUGGUGAAAAUCAUUAUUAUUGCGGCGACUAAAAAAAAGAAGCAGAAGAGAAUUGAUAAUACGAAUAUAAAAUAUGAACGCCUUGAAAACUCGGAUGUAUUUCAAUGGGCCGUCAAUUGGUCUUCAAAAUUCAUUCUCCAAUAGAUUAUUGAAAAGCAGCAAUAUGGAUAGAAUAGACAGGGCAAUAUCGACAGUAGAUUCUAAAAAUGUUGAACAUCUUUCUAAGUUUAAAAAUAUUUGGUGGGAUGAAAAUGGUCCAAUAAAACUCCUCCAUUCAUUUACUCCGCUCAGAAUACAAUUUGUAAGAGAUGGUUUGGCUAAUGCUGGAUUCAAAAUACAAAAUCCAGCUCUUCCACUGGAAGGAGUCAAGAUUGUAGAUGUUGGUUGCGGUGGAGGUAUAUUGACGGAACGUUUAGCCAGAAUAGGAGCACAAGUAACUGGAGUAGAUGCAUCAACAGAAUUAAUAGAUACUGCUAAAGAGCAUAUAAAAUUGGAUCCCACUAUAUCAGAGAAAGUAAAUUAUAUUCAGACAACUAUAGAAGAGUUUUCCCCGAAAAAUGAGAAAUUGUAUGAUGCUGUUAUAGCUUCUGAAGUCAUAGAACAUGUAGAAAAUCCAGAAUUAUUUUUAAAGGAAUGUGUGAGAAUUCUAAAACCUAAUGGAUCAAUUUUUAUAACGACAAUAAAUAAAACUUCAACAUCUUGGCUCAGUGCUAUUGUACUAGGAGAAUAUAUUCUCAAUUUGCUACCACGUGGUACUCAUGAAUGGAAUAAGUUUAUUGCUCCACAUGAAAUACAACGUAUCUUGGAUAACUAUGGCUGCAAAACUAAAUUAAUUCAUGGAAUUAAAGUUAAUCCACUAACAAAUCAAUGGUCUUGGGCAUCAUUUACAUCUAUUAAUUAUGGACUUCAUGCAGUCAAACAAACGGAAAUUAAAAUAUGAUAGCCUUUAAAAAUUAAUUUUUAUAAAAUGUUAAAUUGAUAUUUUUUUAUAUUGUUUAUAUAUAUAACUUAAUAUGUCACAUGAUAUUCUUCUUAUCAUGCUUUUACUUAGGAAUAAAAAUAUAAAAAAAUUUGAAAAAAAUAUUUAAAUAAAAUUGUUAAGGAUUAAUACAUAUAUAAAAUCAGUACACGAGAUACAUGAAAAGGAUAUAUAUUUUAUAACAGACUUAUUUAUCUAUUCAGACAUGAUCUUAUAAUAAUUGUAUGCUGAAUGAGAUGAUAUAAAAUUAUUGGAAGAUAUUACAUUACAUCUUCCUUUUUCAAACACACAUAUCACAUAUAGUAUGUACUGAAUGGAUAAUAAAAGUAAAAAUUACAAUAAGCAUCAAGCGCUAUUUAAAAAAAAUCAAAUUUUUGCUUAAUUAUUCAUAACGUAAGUUAAAUCUAAUGGUAACUUUAAGAAAAGACAAUCGACGAUUUAUUUUGCUGGGGCGAAUCCUACUCGGUCGUUGUCUAAAUCGAACUCGGUGUAAUAACGGCCAAUAAAUACAUCGCCCAGAAUCCAUUGUAGUCCAUGCGAUCCGAUAUCAAAACCCAUGAAGCCGCUUAGACAAAUCGUUUGGCCCAUCUGUGUGACCUGCGAAGAAUUAAAUACACAGUGAGUUUUCCACUUUUAAAUAACUCAAACCGAAUUAUGAUCUAUGAUACUCACCUUAAGAAUAUAGUCUUCACCAGAAAGACUGAAUGUUUUACCACCCAAAACAAAAUCGAUUACAGGCAAGUUAGGAAUUUGAUUACAAUUCACCUAUGCACAAAAAAUAUCAAAUUAGUAAUUAGCAAUUUAAUAUUAAAUAUUAAUUUAUAUUUCAAUAAUAAUUGAUAAUCUUUUUGUAGAAAUCUGUGUUAUAGUGAAAAAUAUGUUUGUUUACUUACUAUUGCCUGUCCACUAAUUAAAGUAGUAGCUCCGAUUAGUUUAUGAAUAACUUUAACAUCUUCUACUGGUCCAGCUAUCAAGGAGGUGCCUGUAUCAGCGAUAGCUUGGCAGCCAUUCGGGCACAGGGUUUGAUUGCUUACACUGAGUCUAUAAUGUAAUAAUGUUAAUAUUUUGUCAACAUUUUAACAAUUUAAAAAAUAUAAGUAUAAUAUAAAAAAUAGUGUACUUGUCCAUAGCAAAUUGCCAAUAUCCUUUGCGAGUAACAGGAACAUAUGUGAGGUCGCCAUCGUAAUAAGCAGGAUCAGAGCCACCCAAUAUUAACUCACCACCCAUGUCGGCUGAAGGGUCUCUGCAUAGAUUGUAUAUUUAUUUAUAUUGUAAUAUAUAUAUAUAUAUAUAUAUAAUUAUUUUUACAAUUUAGAUCCAGUACAUAUAUGAAAAAGAUACGAACCGAUUUAGAUAAAAGCUGAAAACGGCUUGUGGUACUAAGUUUUGUUUGACCAUGUUGUAGAAGACAGGUGUCACUCCAUCGACGGAUAUUGUAGAGUAACCCAUACCCAAGAUACCAUCAAACUUUCCAGCGACGAACGCUAAGCCUGGCUCACUGAUCGCUUCUGCGAAUGUUUGAUCCUGAACAUUGAGGCCGGCAAUCUACAAAGAAAUUUAUAUAAAUAAUAAAAUAUUGCGCAUUUCUUCUGAGAAGUGUAUCAACAUGAAUUCUUGAAAUGUUUAUAAACUAUGAUACUAUGAG